This is a messenger RNA of Pneumocystis jirovecii RU7, 1125 nucleotides long. RefSeq names its product zinc-coordinating transcription factor SFP1. Lineage: Eukaryota; Fungi; Ascomycota; Pneumocystomycetes; Pneumocystales; Pneumocystaceae. The record is from RefSeq and is a predicted model, not a curated record. Gene Ontology annotation, cellular component: nucleus. The transcript is spliced from 2 exons. Bases 18 to 1094 code for a protein of 358 amino acids.
UGUCUUUAAGUACCAGUAUGCAGAGUCCUAUGGACGUUCGUCGAGAACGCUCUGCAAAUGACAGUGUAUAUGCUUCUUGGAAAUACGGUAGUUUAUCCACCAGUCUCCAAGGACAAAGUUUUUUGAGAUCAGGGGGAAGCACAUUAGAAUCAGAAGAUGGGUUUGGAUGUGAAGAACUUUUAUGCCCAAAGCUUGAGAUAUCAUUUUGUAAAGAUUUUAAUUGCUGUGGAGUUUUGCUGCGUGAUCUGCAUGAUUUAUGCCGACACUAUGAAGAAGCACAUGUACGUGUCGAAGAUGAAGGAAUAUUAGUAUCGGGAGCACAUUGUUUGCCGGGAGGAGCACUACCGUGCCGCCCGGGACGCCCGGGAUGGGACGGGAAGGUCAGGGGAGAAGGCUAUGAGACAUAUGGUUUAGAUAUGGAACUUGAUCAGGAAUUUGCAUUUGAUCAUUUGUUUCAAUCAUUAUCAGAUACAGAGAAACAGGGGCAGAAUGUAGUGCCGUUAUCGGUAUCGACACGGGACUUUUUAUUAUCAUCAUCAAAUAUGUCUACGCCGUCGUCGUCUAUGCCGUCGACGCCGACGUUUGACUCAUCACAAGAGUUUCUUGUGGUGGAUAUGGAGGAUACGGAGGGGGCAGUGUUGAAUGGGACGUCAUUGCUGGCAGAGGAGUGGGUGAAACAGCAAAUGAUGAAAAAACAGCGUCAACAAGGGAUUUCAUUGUCGGAUACAGAGUCUCAGGGGACGAUUGACUCGCCAGGAUCGAAUUUUGUGGUGGUGGACAAGCCGUACAAGUGUCCAGUGCCGGGGUGUGACAAGGCGUACAAGAAUCAGAAUGGAUUGAAGUACCACAAGCUUCAUGGGCAUUGUACGUCGACGAUGAUGCUGCAGGAUACGAUUGUUCCUGUUGCAUUUUCAAAUGAAGGGGUGGUGGUGGCGCCGAAGGGGAAUCCCGUUGUUGAGAAUAAGCCGUACAAGUGUGAAUUGUGUAAUAAACGGUACAAAAACCUGAAUGGACUCAAGUAUCACAAGGCACAUUCACAUCGACAAAUAAGUAUGGCUCAAGUGCAAAGGGAAGUAUUGAUGCAGGGCUGGUGACCGCGUUUUGCUGCACAGGUUUCUUUCCUUU